AUGGAACAUACGAAUCAAGCAGUAGCUAGCGUUUCUGCUUCUGCUCAAUCAGAGUCACUUGCAGAAAUAUGGAAUAUGCAGAAAAAUGCAAACUAUAUUGAUAAAAACUUUCCGUUAUUCUUAUCAGUAUUUGAAACUGCAAAGAUUCCAAUUCUUUUUGUUUAUCCAUUCUUAUCAUUCUUCUUCAUCCAGUUUAUUAUCGUUUCAAUAUGGCCAUGGAAUCAGUACUGGGAAUCUCAACCAGAUCAACAUAUCAUGAAAUGGCUAAGAACAGUAUUGUAUUUCGUUCCCCAACCUGCAGAACCGACUUAUUACUUAAUAGUUUCAAUAGUUAUCUUUAUCAUUAAUAUGUCAAUCCUUAUCAUAAUUGAAUGUCAGCUGUUUUACUACAAACUCCAAAGAAAAUUCAUUAUUGCCCUUAACUAUCCAGUAAGAUUAUACUUUGAUGCCGUAUUGGUAGCAACUAUUACCCCUGCGAUUAUCGGCACCGGUGAAACGUUUGUUCUUUUAUGUCACGGAAACACAAACUAUAUGAUCAUUAUUUCAUUUAUAUUGUAUGCUCUUAGUGUGGCGUACGAAUCAUAUUCAUUUUUCAUUGUUCAGAACUUUGCUUCAAAGUCAAUUUGCGUUAAUGUUUCUCCAUUAUUGAAUUUUGAUCCAACUUUGAUGAUUAUGACCUUACUGACGAUGCUUAUAUGCAUUCUUCCAUAUUUCUUACUCACAAUUUUUGAAUAUUGGGUUCAAUUAAUCUCAAUUGGUCUUCAUAUCAUAUUAAAUUUGUAUUUGUUUUACUAUACAUGCGCCAAUUUACCAUAUGUUGAUAUCUUGACAAUGGCUCUCGGCGUAGGCUGGUAUAGUGGUUGCAUCUUUGGUGACGUUACUCUUGUAGCAGGUACUUUUGUCAAUUCUAUGUCUUACAAGAUUCCAUUAUAUGGGUCAAUUGCAGUUUUUGUUGGUUUAACGGGACCUGCAUUAUUAUUUUUUAUUAUUAGAAUUAAAGCAGUCAAAAAACAAUUAGACGUCGAUUACAUAAAGCAAGAUGAAGCAAAUAACUACUAUACUGAACUUGGAUUAGAUAAGAAUCAAAACAAAGCCCUUUGUUAUCUGAAAAUUGCAUUUCAAAACUAUUGUCCGUCAUUUUACAACUGGACACUCAUAAUAUUUUUAAUGGAGCAUUACGAAACAGAAACAGUAAUCUCUCUCUGUCUCCAAUUAUUAACAUUCUUCCCAAAGGAAACUAGAUUACAGAACAGAUUGGAAAGGAUGCUUUCAAAGAGAAGAACAUUAACAUUCCAGACCAGAUAUCUAAUCUUCCAGAUUCAAACGUUGAAAUCUUUGAGACAAUUUGAUGCAAGACUCAAAUCAAACUCAAACUCAUAG
This is a messenger RNA of Trichomonas vaginalis G3, 1380 nucleotides long. Its product is annotated as guanylate cyclase protein. NCBI's taxonomy places the organism in Eukaryota, Parabasalia, Trichomonadida, Trichomonadidae. The coding region runs from base 1 to 1380 and encodes 459 amino acids. The transcript has a single exon. The record is from RefSeq and is a predicted model, not a curated record.